Aspergillus welwitschiae is the source of this 3001-nucleotide messenger RNA. Its product is annotated as hydrogen/calcium exchanger domain-containing protein. Gene Ontology annotation, molecular function: calcium:proton antiporter activity. The transcript is spliced from 7 exons. NCBI's taxonomy places the organism in Eukaryota, Fungi, Ascomycota, Eurotiomycetes, Eurotiales, Aspergillaceae. Bases 1 to 2664 code for a protein of 887 amino acids. Gene Ontology annotation, biological process: calcium ion transmembrane transport; intracellular calcium ion homeostasis. Gene Ontology annotation, cellular component: fungal-type vacuole membrane. The record is from RefSeq and is a predicted model, not a curated record.
AUGGUACCUUCAGCGAACUUGCUUGGAUUCGCGGGUGGCGAGCUAGCCAAGAAGCUGCCCAAGGUAUUCGGUGUCUUGCUGGAGACCUUUCUCAGUUCCGUUGUGGAAAUCGUCCUUUUCAUGGUUCUGAUCCACAAGGACAGGGGAGGCAAUCUGAUCCCUGUUAUUCAAGCCGCCAUUCUAGGCUCUAUCCUGGCGAACCUCCUUCUCUGCUUAGGCCUAUGCUUUUUCUUUGGAGGCAUUGGGCGUGAAGAUCAAUCAUUCCAUGAGGCCGUCAGCGAAGUAGGCUCAGGACUCCUGCUAGUGGCAGGGUUUGGCCUUCUGAUCCCGAGUGCCUUCUAUUCGACUUUGAAAAGCAAUGCAUCGCAUACACAUGUACAAAUCUCGACAGAAACACUGAAUCAGUCUACACUGAUCAUUAGCAGAGCCACAGCCGUCAUACUCCUAGUGGCUUUUAUCAUGUAUCUGUUCUACAACCUCCAUAGCCAUCAUAGCAUAUUCGACGAAGUCCUUGAAUUCGACGAGCAUUUGGAUGAAGAUCGCGAACGGGAAAUGAAGCGGGCAAAGCUUACGUUAAUUGAAUGCUUUGUUGCCAUUGCAAUAGCUCUUGCAUGCGUCUGCAUGUCGGCCGUCUUUCUGGUGGAGGAAAUAGAGGAUAUUGUGAAUGAGAGAGGUGUAUCAGACAACUUCAUGGGCCUUAUUCUUGUGCCGCUUGUUGAGAAGGCAGCAGAGCACUUGACUGCUAUCGAUGAAGCCUGGGACAAUCAGAUUAAUUUUGCACUCUUCCACUGCCUGGGACCGUCGAUACAGACUGCGCUGUUGAACGCACCGCUUGCAGUCAUUGUGGGUUGGGGCAUUGGCAAGGACAUGGGUCUGAAUUUCGAGAUCUUCAUGAUCGUUUUGGUCGUUUUGUCCAUCUUAGUUGUUGGAAACUUUCUUCGAGAUGGCAAGUCCAACUAUUUGGAAGGAGGGCUCUGCGUUCUGGUCUACGUUAUUAUCGCCGUCACUACAUGGUACUAUCCUCAGAUUAACAGAUCCGACUCCGCGCGGAGCGCAGUGAACCCAUCAUCGCGACCCAACCAAAACAAUCAUUCAAUGGACCCAUCAGCGACCAUUAUUUCCGCUCUCAAAGAUCGCGAACUCUCGAUAAAUCGAGACCAAAUCCGAUCCGCUCUUGCUGAUAGGACAGAGGGUACUGAGAUUGCAAAAUGGCUGACGGAGCAUCUCAGUACCGACACAUUGUUGUCGCAAGAAGAGCUCAUACUAUAUUCAAAACUUGAAGACUCCGGUGCCUUGCAGACUCUUCUCGCCAAUUCAAACCUCAAAGCGACUCGCCCACUUGUGGAUGAUGACCUUCGACGCGCCAUUGAAACACUAGAUGCCUCCACGGCUGCAAUACAGAGACAGACCAACACGCUAGCAUCGCAAUAUGAGACCUUAGACAGAUCUAUCACCUCGGAUGAUGAAUUGGGGCUCAGACAAAAUCGGGACAUAGCACGAUUGCGCCAGAAACAUACGUCAGAAAGACAGAAUAUAACUGCCGCGUCUAGUGACCUGGCUCACGCAUUGGAAUCAGAGUUAAGAGGUGUAUCGGAGCAAGCUUCAACAGACGCCAAACGGAUACUCUCGUCUCUGACAGCUCGCUUCAAGGAAGAUGAUAGGUUAAUCGCGAAUCUGGAGAGGCUGGCAUCCGGUAUAGAAACGAGCCAACAAGAUGAGAACAGUGCGAAGAUAGCUUCCGAGAGAUGUACUGCUCUUGCUCAGUGUGUUGCCGAUGAGAUCAAGUGUCGACUCGAUCGGUUAUAUCUGGAAUCGAUACGGGCUGGACUAAUGAAAAUGCGAACUGAGCCAGCACCCACUGAAGAUGAGCCGUUGGCCGCAUUGGAGGAAGAGCUUGAAUCUCUCUAUCCCGAAAUUGAUGUACUGGCUGAGAUGUCUACAAGACAACAGUUCGCUGUACCUAUAAUAGGCGAGCUAAGCAGUCACUACGAGGAACUGCAAAGUGCCUCCCAUGAAACGCUGGAUUAUGUUUUGGACGUAGUAUCGGAGAUGGCGUCGUCUACAAAUGGUCUUGUCAAGUGCCUGCAGGACAGGGAAUCUUACUGUGGAACCCUAGAGGCUAUUGCUGCUGCGCACCGAUCAGAGAUUGGCGAUAUCUUCUUGGGUCCAUCUAAUCCUAGAAGAGAGACCCUGAGACGUUCCUCUGUACAGCCCGUUUCAAUUUCUUCUUCAGCUCAAAAAGACAAUAGUCGGCCGCAUGAUCCUCAAUUGAUGGCGAAAGUGUUACGCCGAGUAGGAUUAUCUCUGGAUUCUAUGCUUCAUGCAGACGAAGCUAGUGAAUGCGCAGUGACUUUAAAAGAGAAACGACAUCAGUUGACUGAGAGUCUACAUGACCACGGUAAUGCCGCAGACUCGCCGCUCAUAGCUGAGUUACUCCCGACAGACCGGGCGAUCCGGCUUCUCUCCACUUCCUUGCACGCCGAUUUUGAAUUCGAGACCUCACUUGCGAAUCUGGAUAAUCAGAGAAAGCUUUCCGAUCUCGAAGAUGAUUUGAAGGGCGUUCAAAAGGGGCUGGAGGGACUCGACAUGAGCGUGGUCCAUAGACGAGAUAGAGGGCGUGAGAAGUUUGUAGAGAGGUGGGGUUCGAAGGCCCUGGACGACUGAGCCCCGAGCGGCCUGAAAUGCGCUUUUUAAAUCAUGAAGCUACGCGCUGUUCGUGCCUGCCCAUGAAAUGCCACGUCUACUAGAGGCACUAUACAUUAUUGCGUCACUCCAGUUGUACUGCGGGAGAGUGAUAGGUGCUGGGAAACAUCCUCGAUUCCAUUGUCAAUUGAUAUGGAAACAGUCAGCCCAUAAUUAUGGGAAGAGACAUGUGUACUUGGAUAUUUGCGCCACUUGGGUCGUAAACUUAGAGCUCUUUGUCUGAAUGAAGCAGAUAUACCACUCUCUUGCGUGGAAGCAGAAUUGAUCGUCUGUUUUGAAAGGGUAACAGAAUAAAACG